This is a messenger RNA of Salvia splendens (bonfire salvia), 2279 nucleotides long. RefSeq names its product beta-1,6-galactosyltransferase GALT31A. Lineage: Eukaryota; Viridiplantae; Streptophyta; Magnoliopsida; Lamiales; Lamiaceae. Gene Ontology annotation, cellular component: Golgi membrane. The transcript is spliced from 10 exons. Bases 155 to 1012 code for a protein of 285 amino acids. The record is from RefSeq and is a predicted model, not a curated record. Gene Ontology annotation, molecular function: galactosyltransferase activity.
CAAAGAGAAGAACUUUUAGCUUAAGCAAUAUAUUUUUUUUGUUUAGCACUCAUUUCCCCAAAUGCAGCCAAUUGAUGGAUGAGUCGAUUUCGAGCUUCUCUUGAGGGUUUUAGGUCUCCCAGUUUUUCCCCUUUUCUGACCUUUUUUGGGGGUAAUGGGGUUGAUGGUGGGCAGCAGGGCGGCGCCGCCGCACAAGGCUGGCAUUGGUGGAAGAUGGGCGUGUCUGUUGUGCCUCGCCAGCUUUUGCUUGGGAGUUGCAGUCGUCAACAGGUUGUGGAUUGUACCUGAUUUAGUUGAUCUGGACAACAGUGCUGGGAAAUUUGGUACUCCUCUUGCUACUAAGGAUUGGAAAAAGUUGGAUGCAUCUAUGCUUUCUCAUGUUUCAAAAACUCACGAUAUGCUCGUGACAUUAAACAAAACCAUAUCUUCACUAGAAAUUAAACUUGCUGCAGCAAGAGCUGCAAAGGCGGCUAAGGCUGACAAAAUACCUAAUGGUGCAGCACCAGAAGCUGAAUCAUCAGAUAACCUCUCGACGAAGUUCUUUGUUAUGGGAAUCAUUACUGCAUUCAGCAGCAGAAAACGAAGGGAUUCAAUUAGACAAACAUGGAUGCCUCAAGGUGAUGGUCUGAAGAAACUUGAUAAAGAGAAAGGCAUAGUCAUAAGAUUUGUGAUAGGGCACAGUGCAAUGCCCGGUGGUAGUGUUUUGGAUAGGGCUAUUGAUGCUGAAGAAGCACAGCACAAGGACUUCUUGAGACUGAAUCAUGAAGAAGGGCACCACGAACUGCCCUCAAAAACACAAAAUUACUUUUCGACAGCAGUGGCCAUGUGGGAUGCUGACUUCUACGUUAAAGUCGAUGAUGACGUCCAUGUGAAUAUUGAUGCUUACUUCACAGAUAUGCAAAUGAGGAUGUGUCUCUUGGGUCUUGGCUUAUUGGUUUGGAUGUCGAGCACAUUGAUGAUCGGAGCCUGUGCUGUGGGACACACACCCCCUGAUUGUGAGAUGAAGACUUAGGAGGGAAACCCUUGUGCUGCAUCAUUUGAUUGGAGCUGCAGUGGAAUAAGAAUGGAACAAGUUCAUCGGUGAGGCAGCAGUUUUGAGUUUUGCAUAUUUUGGAUAAAUAUGGAUUGGGUCUGAGUAGAUCCAAAAGGGCUUAAACCAACCCAUACCCAAUCACAGCCCAAAAUCCACAGUUCAGCCCAAUUGAGAAAAAUAACUGAAAUCACUGAUUCGGUUUUUAUUUAUAUAUAACCAUUCGCCUCAGCUCAGCCAAAAACCAUAUAAAUAUUCCUUUUUCAUUUUAUCAUCGCUCUACUAGAACAUUAAUUUUGAUGAUUUUAGUUUCAAAUUUUUCGCAAGUUGCCCGCCAAUUUUGGCCCAAAUCAAGAAAAACCAAUAUGCGAAAAUCACCCAACAAAUUGGCAAUUUUGUAGUAGAACAUUAAUUUUGAUGGACGGACAUAUCAAUAUGAGAUUCUUUUUUGGAGAUGAGUAAAGUACACGUUCCGUCCCAAGUUAACAUAUUCCAUUUUGGGAUUUUUUUAAAAUAAAAAACACCCAGUAGUUUGAGCGGGGGUUUAGGCAGAUCCCCAGCAUAUUCCAUUUUGGAUUGUCACAAGCUUACUUUCUACAAAUUUUCUUUUAUGGAAAUUUUUUUAUCUCUCUUUCUUUUUUUACUUUAUUUUCUUUUUAUUUAACUUUUAAACAUCAAUUUCUUAAAUCUCAUAAAAAAAUGUAAAAUGUGUCAAAUAUGGAGGGAUAACUUGUCUUGCCAAAGGCAAGGAUAUGGCGCCAUCCAGGAGGUCCUGAGUUCGAAUACUGGAUGGCGCAACUUUGAGAUUAAUUUCCCUGUGGGCCCAAGGCUUGUUGCCUUGGGACUUUGCAAGCAUACGGGCCUGGACCAGUCUGAGGGUGGUCAACUUACGAGCCAAGACCCGUCUGAGGGUGGGUUAAGCAGCUAGUUCGUGGGCCACGAGGGAAAGGGAGAGGCCGGUGCUUGGCCUGGACCCGUCUGAGGGUGGGUUAAGCGACUAGUUCGUGGGCCACGAGGGGCAGGAGGAGGCUAGUUCGGACGUGACCACGAGGGGCUGGAAGAGGCUGGUUCGCUUGCCAAUGUAUCUCGAACUCCGAUGUAUGUGUGUAAAAAAAAAAAACUUGUCUUGCCAAAGGCAUUGACAUCUAGAUCAUAUUUGUGUUAGAUCGAGAAUAAGUAGAAUUGCCAACAAACACCGUUAGAGUCGUAUCCAUACGAUGACAAAAAUUAGGCCAAUGACCGUUUGUUA